AUGGACCCGCGCCUUGAACUAGAUCCCGCUCGAGCUCUAGGUCUGGAAGAGGGCGAUGCCCAUGUAGUCCGCAACGCAGGCGGACGGGUAACCGAUGCUCUUCGCAGUAUCAUAAUCUCACAACAGCUUCUUGGCACCCGUGAGAUCAUCAUCGUGCACCACAAUGUCGAUCACAUUGCAUUCCUGCCGUUUGGAGACCUGAAACAGAGCGUGCUUGAUGAUGUCAAAUUGUUGAAGGAAAAUCCGUUGGUUUUGGAUGUUCUUAUUACCGGGUAUCUGUAUGAGGUUGAGACGGGCAAGAUUCUCAAGGUUUAG
This is a messenger RNA of Penicillium maclennaniae, 315 nucleotides long. RefSeq names its product beta-class carbonic anhydrase. Gene Ontology annotation, molecular function: carbonate dehydratase activity; zinc ion binding. The coding region runs from base 1 to 315 and encodes 104 amino acids. The record is from RefSeq and is a predicted model, not a curated record. NCBI's taxonomy places the organism in Eukaryota, Fungi, Ascomycota, Eurotiomycetes, Eurotiales, Aspergillaceae. The transcript has 3 exons.